AUGUGUAUCAACACUAACGGCACACCCAGUGCAUUACUAAUGGCGAUACAGAAAUCGACGAGCGCCUUGAUGAUGAUUUACACUCUUGAAAUUAAGGCCUGUUCGCUGUCACCAGCGCUGUCAACGGCAGGCUAUACCACUCAAGUUAUUUCUGUGCCAGUCUUCACACCUUUAAAUUUUAUGUAUCAAUAUGCGCUUUUGGAAAAGUUUCCCAAUAUAUGCUGUACAAAUGAAAAGGAAGGUUGCGAGAUUGGUCGUUUACAAUUACUUCGCUUGACUCUGGUGCAAAAACCAUUGAAUUAA
Messenger RNA from Plasmopara halstedii, 303 nucleotides. RefSeq lists its product as uncharacterized. The transcript has 2 exons. Bases 1 to 303 code for a protein of 100 amino acids. Lineage: Eukaryota; Oomycota; Peronosporomycetes; Peronosporales; Peronosporaceae. The record is from RefSeq and is a predicted model, not a curated record.